Oncorhynchus nerka (sockeye salmon) is the source of this 2134-nucleotide messenger RNA. RefSeq names its product ras-related and estrogen-regulated growth inhibitor-like protein. NCBI's taxonomy places the organism in Eukaryota, Metazoa, Chordata, Actinopteri, Salmoniformes, Salmonidae. Gene Ontology annotation, molecular function: GTPase activity; GTP binding. Bases 1 to 621 code for a protein of 206 amino acids. The record is from RefSeq and is a predicted model, not a curated record. The transcript has 4 exons.
AUGACAGGACUGAACGUAGUAUCUAAUGUAGUAGUUCUUGGGACAGGCAGAGUUGGAAAAUCUGCGCUGACAGUCUGCUUCUUAACUAGAAGAUUCAUUGGAGAAUAUGGGGAUAUUGAAUCAAUCUUCAGCCACAAUGUUAUCGUGGAUGGAAGGGACAUAACAUUUAACAUCUGGGAUUCACCGUAUUAUCAGGACCUGUCCAGGGAGACCUCCCUAUAUGAGAAGAGAGUCCAGUGGGCAGACGGUUUUGUCCUGGUCUAUAGCAUCUGUGACAGGGCCAGCUUCAACGCUGUCACCAAGCUGAUCCAGUCCAUCAAGGACAACAAGGACUACCUGGGCAUGGACAAGGUGCCCAUUGUGAUCGUGGGCAACAAGAAGGACCUGAAUCACAGACGGACAGUCCUCAGUGAGGAGGGCAGACUGCUAGCCCUCACCACAGCCUGCCAGUUCUAUGAGGUUACAGCUGCUGAGAACUACCACAGUAUCCUCAUGGUGUUUCACGGACUAAUAGACAGGAUACGGGCUUCCAAGUCAUCCAUUAAGAGGCCAGCUGGAAUCAAGGGUAUAGUGAAAAGCAUGUCUGCAGUUUUUACCAGGAACCGAACAGAUUCGCUGUGAUACUAUGGCACAGAGAGGAAUACAUUAUACAGUGCAUUUGGAAAGUAUUUUGUAAUGUUACAGCCUUAUUCUAAAAUUGAUACAAUUAUUUCCCCCCCCCUCACAUCUACACACAAUACCCCAGAAUGACAAAGCGAAAAUAGAUUUUCAAAAAUGUCAAUGUAAAUACAGAAAUACCUUAUUUACAUAAGUACUCAGACCCUUUGCUAUGAGACUCGGUGCAUCCUGUUUCCAUUGAUCAUCCUUCAAUUGAUUGGCAAUGCAUGUCAGAGCAAAACCCAAGCAAUGAGGUAGAAGGAAAUGUCUGUAGAGGUGCUAGACAGGAUUGUGUUGAGGCACAGAGCUGGGAAAAGGUACCAACACAUUUCUGAAGCGUUGAAGGUCCCCCAAAACACAGUGGCCUCCAUCAUUCUUAAAUGAAGAAGUUUGGAUCCACCAAGACUCUUCCAAGAGCUGGCUGCCCGGCCAAAUUGAGCAAUCAGGGGAGAAGGGCAUUGGUCAGGGAGGUGACCAAGUACCUGAUGGUCACUCUGACAGAGCUCCAGAGUUCCUCUGUGGAGAUGGGAGAACCUUCCAGAAGGACAACCAUCUCUGCAGCACUCCACCAAUCAGGCCUUUAUGGUAGUGACCAGACGGAAGCCACUCCUCAGUAAAAAGGCACGUGACAGUCCGGUUGGAGAGUUUGCCAAAAGGCACCUAAAGGACUCAGACCAUGAGAAACAAGAUUAUCUGGUCUGAUGAAACCAAUAUUGAACUCUUUGGCCUGAAUGCCAAGCAUCACAUCUUGAGGAAACCUGGCACCAUCCCUACAGUGAAGCAUGCUGUAGGGAUGUUUUUCAGCUGCAGGAACUGGGAGUAGUCAGGAUCAAGGGAGAGAUGAACAGAGCAAAGUACAGAGAAAUCCUUGAUGAAAACCUGCUGAAUCCUUUCCGAAUGCACUGUAUUUUGUCAUCAAUUUAUGGGUCUGACAUGAUUGCUGUUUGCAACCUGUGCUCUGGCAUCAGGACAUGACUUGUGUGUGCCAAGAUCUCCAGAGACUGACUUAUGGUUCAGACAGGUUAAUGAAGGGCAGAAGCAAUGCAGGUGUGGAAAUGGAGAUUAGUACCCAAAGUUAUUGCUAUAGUUGUGGCUGGCUGUUGCAGGACAGGACUGACUUGGAUGGAGCAAACUGUCCACAGGGAUUGUAUAUUACUUACAAGGAAACAAUUCUUUACUGUAACUGUCCUAAAGCUGCUCCUUACACUGAAUACUUUUGCAAAUAAAUGCAUGUGAAUGUGAUGGCAGUACAAUUCUGUGGCUGUCUGGUAAAAGGUGCCAAAGUUGGCUCACAAAGAGCAAAAUGAUUUUAUGAAAUUACUAUUAUCUUCAACCUUCAUAGGGCAAGCACUUAAUUUAUUUCAUACACAAACAUCACCUUUUUUUGUACGCGAGUACUUUAAGAUGGGAGACAAGCAUCCAGGAAAUGAAUACAAUUGUAAUAUAUUGAAAUCAUUGUACUGUACAAAACACUUGA